GUCGGAACAUGCUCGAAACGAUCCUCGAACUGUGUAUGCCUGCGCUUGCACGAUCCUGACAUGCACGGACGGCUGGAGAGGCCUUUUUCUUCGAUGCACGCCCGUAGUCUUUGAUGCCUCACAGGAGGAGCUGCAGCAAGAGCAGUGUGAGUGCAGCCGAAAGAGGGAGACGUGCCUAGGAGGGGGGGGCAAAGACUUGGAAUCGACUGCUUAUCGCCAACAGCUCGGGGAUGAGCCCCCCCUCCGAUGGGGAGGCCCCGCGCUCCGGGCGGGCCAGGGCGCCCGGGCCGAGAUCGGCGAGGCAUUAUUGGCGAUGGGAAGUCCAUGCUCACCCCCUGAGCGGUCUCUCCCCAUGCAAGACGCUAAUACAGCUAAUACAGCAUCGCGUUCGGCGAUCGGGGGGGGCCCUUGGGCCCGCACCAAAGGUCACUCUGGCGAAAGGUCACUCGUACGUGUAGUCGACUCUAGGCCUCAGAGAUUGGCGAUGGGAAGUCCAUGCCCACCCCCCGAGCCAGUCUCUCCCCAUGCAAGAUGGGGGGCAAGCAGGGUGUUUCUUGGCAUGGGGUCCCACUGUAUGGGAGGCCCCGGCACAAUGCAUGGCUAAGCGCUGGCACAAAAGAAACCGCCGGGUGGCCACGGAGCACACAGCUCCACCACCGCCAGAUCUCGGCGCACUCCGAUGAUUAUCAGAGGCACCCUCGGUCGCCGCCGAGGAGGAAGAUAGGGAGGGACGACGACGAGGAGGAGGAGGAGGCGGAGGAGGAGCCCGCGAGGCCCUGGACGGCGCCCUGCUCACCACACGGCCAGCGGCCUGCCGAUCCCCCGGACUCGCCCGCGGGCGCGGCCGCGCGCGAGAGCGCCGCGGCGCUUCCAGCGGAGCGCCUACAGCUCCUCCCGGGCCGCGUGGUGCCUCUGCAGGACCUCCAGGCGCUUCUUCCUCGUGCCCGACUUCCGCAGCUCGGAGAUCUCGGCCGCCAGCUCGUCGGGGCUCUUCUUGGCGUAGCUGCUGAUCACCUUCCGGACCCUGCCCCUGCAGCCCUCGCCAGUCCUGUAGUCGCAGUUCGGGUCGUUGGCGGGGUCUACGGCCGCCACACUCCGCCGCUCUCCGUUGUCGCCCACUGGCGGCGCCUCUGGCGGCGCCUCCGAAGGCGCCUUCGGCGGCGCCUUCCGUGCGGGCCGUCUUGAGCCGGCGGCAGGUCUGGGAACUUGACCCAGUGCUCGCCGCAGUGUGCGACGAGCGGCAGCUGAUGCAGCAGCAGCGCGGCCACCAGCCGCGACGCGAGGCGCGCUCGUCGAAGGGCCAUCGCACGGCCGGUACCCGCCGCAGGCGAGGGCCAACACCAACCAGGCGAGACGGCGAGCUCGAGCUUCAGGGAAUCUCAAAGGUCGAAGACCCUACGCUCCUGGUGUCGCAAUUCUCUCACACCAGGCGAUUCCGCCCAGCCACGGUGAGUCGAACAGCUUUUUGGACUUGAGCUCCGACGGUGUCCUUGGCUGUACGGCCGACGACGGGCACAAGGCGCAUGAUGGGGCAGCACGGCACAAGCACUUCCCGUCUACGUCCUGCGAGGCCAGCGAGAGGAUUCGAGCAUUUAUAGAAAUCCAAG
Messenger RNA from Prorocentrum cordatum, 1607 nucleotides. NCBI's taxonomy places the organism in Eukaryota, Dinophyceae, Prorocentrales, Prorocentraceae. The record is from the annotation of a GenBank genome assembly.